Molecule: messenger RNA, 711 nt
Organism: Prunus avium (sweet cherry)
Lineage: Eukaryota; Viridiplantae; Streptophyta; Magnoliopsida; Rosales; Rosaceae
Product: protein FAR1-RELATED SEQUENCE 5-like
Source: RefSeq, a predicted model, not a curated record
AUGACAUCCAUGAAAGAUAAUAAGCCAAUAUCAAUAUUGACGGAUGGUGAUGAGGCGAUGCAUAAAGCCAUUGAUGAUGUGUUUGACAUAUCUAACCAUCGGUUGUGCUCAUGGCAUGUGUCAAGGAAUGCAUGUAAUAACUUGAAGGAUGAUGAAUUCCUAAGAAAUUUUCAGGCAUGUAUUUGGGAACCAUUUGCAUUAGACGAGUUUGAGAAGAAAUGGGAGGUUUUGAGGGAAAGAGCGAGUACUCCGAAACAAAAAGAAUGGUUGAAAAUGAUGUAUGCAAAAAGAGACUCAUGGGUUGAAUCAUGUCUUAGAGAAAAAAAUUUCGGCGGUAUGUGCACUGCUCAACGCAUGAAGUCCAUGAACAAGUAUUUGAAGGAUUACUUGAGGAAAGGCGUGAAGUUGUUUGAAUGUAUUCCAGCAAUUGAUAGGGCUAUGUUACGUCUUAGGAAUACCACGGCAAAGGAUGGUUUCAACGAAAAGUACUCAACACCAAUUUUUAAAAUCGCAUUGACAAAACUCAAGCAACAAGCUUCUUUGAUUUACACGCAUAGGUGCUUUGUAUUGAUACGUCAUGAGAUCGAAUCUUGUUCAGCACUCACCUAUGAUAAGGUGAUGUAUAAUUUUGGAGGUCGUGUAUACGUAUUGUCAAAAUAUGGUGAAUCGCAUAAUAUGGUGUUUACCACGGUGGGGAAAAUAUGCGGAUAG